AUGACAGUGUUGCUGCCCAGCAUGGUGCUGGCCCUGCUCUGCAUGCUCCAGGCAGGGGCUGAUGUCCCCGUACAGCCAGGCUUCAAUGCCAAGAAGUUUGCAGGGAAGUGGCAUGUUGCAGCUGUUGUUUCCAACUGUUCCAUGUUCCUGAAGAUGAAGGACGGGUUGAAGUUGUCCAUCGCCACCAUCAGCUUCACACCGGAGGGGGACCUGGCUCUGAAGCUUCUCUGGCCCCUGCUGGACAGAUGCCAAAAGAUUGAGCUGCUCUUCCAGCAAAGCAUGCAGGCAGGGCACUACAUGGCAGCUCAAGACAAGAAGGACCUGCGUGUGAUGGAGACAGACUACAGCCACUAUGCCAUUGUGCGUGAACUCCAGCAGAGUGGGCAGGUGCCCAGCACCACACUGCAGCUCCUCACAAGGGAGCAGGAUGUGAGCCCCCAGGUCCUGGAGAAUUUCAACAAGCUCAUCCCCACCGUGGGCUUGACCAAUGACACUCUGACUGUUCUGCCCAAGUCAGGUGAGUGCCAGGAAGAUCAGUGCAUCAGCUGGGCUCUGUUGGACCUGCUGCCCGUGCUAGAAUCUCACCUCACCCUCCUAAAUAAAUCGGUGCAGAAGCUGCCCCAGAACUCAGUGCUAUUGUUGGCAGGAGCAGGGGUCCUUCCAGGGUCCCUGACACCCUGA
This is a messenger RNA of Phalacrocorax carbo (great cormorant), 681 nucleotides long. Lineage: Eukaryota; Metazoa; Chordata; Aves; Suliformes; Phalacrocoracidae. The record is from RefSeq and is a predicted model, not a curated record.